Xyrauchen texanus (razorback sucker) is the source of this 3406-nucleotide messenger RNA. RefSeq names its product lysyl oxidase homolog 2A-like. NCBI's taxonomy places the organism in Eukaryota, Metazoa, Chordata, Actinopteri, Cypriniformes, Catostomidae. Gene Ontology annotation, cellular component: membrane. Gene Ontology annotation, biological process: sprouting angiogenesis; peptidyl-lysine oxidation. Bases 177 to 2399 code for a protein of 740 amino acids. The record is from RefSeq and is a predicted model, not a curated record. Gene Ontology annotation, molecular function: protein-lysine 6-oxidase activity; copper ion binding. The transcript has 14 exons.
AUCUUGGAGUGAGGAAUGGUUUCAGAUUGCAGUGAUGGUGGGAGGUUAACUCAUUUAAAAGUGUGGAAUAAAUUCAGAGGCAGUGUCGCUGCUGCAUACAGCUGAGCGUGUAGCUCAACAGAAGACUGUUACUUCGCCAGAACAAAGUUUUUAAAGGUCCCAUUGAAAGCAUAGCCAUGCUGAUCUCCUCUGCUUUGUGGUCAUUCCUCAGUCUGUUGAACCUACAGACCCUGGUUCAGGCCCAGACUCAAUCUCAACAGCCCAAGAUCCAGCUCCGCCUAGCUGGAAACAAACGCAAGCCUUACGAGGGCCGCGUGGAGGUCUACUAUAACAAUGAAUGGGGAACUGUCUGUGAUGAUGACUUCUCAGUCGAAGCCGCCCAUGUCGUAUGCCGGGAACUUGGGUUCCUGGGCGCCGUUUCCUGGUUACCAUCUGCAAAGUUCGGGCAAGGAGAAGGUCACAUAUGGCUGGACAAUGUCCACUGCACAGGAAGAGAGAAAUCUCUAGCUGAUUGCCCAUCAAAUGGCUUUGGGGUGUCGGACUGCAAACACAGUGAAGAUGUUGGUGUGGUUUGCAAUCAGAAGCGCAUCCCUGGCCACAAGUUCAUCAAUACCUUGAGCAACAAUGUUGAGACUCUCGAAGAAAGGGUAGAAGAAAUACGUAUGCGACCCAUUUCGUCCCAUCUCAAGCGCAUACCUGUCACGGAGGGCUUUGUGGAGGUGAAAGUUCAUGGAAAGUGGCGGCAGAUCUGCAAUGAGGAGUGGACACACAUGAACAGCCGAGUCGUCUGUGGAAUGUAUGGAUUCCCCGAAGAGAAGAACUACAACAACAAAAUCUACAAGUCGCUGUUAAUGCGGAAGAAAAAGAACUACUGGGGUUUCGCUGUGAACUGUACAGGAAACGAGGCACAACUGUCCAGCUGUAGACUGGGCAAACCUCUGGAGCCAAAGCGCAAUGGCACAUGUGGACGUGGCCUGCCCGUGGUUGUCAGCUGUGUGCCUGGAAGAGCUUUUGCCCCCUCAUCUUCCACUGGCUUCCGAAAGGCCUACAGACAAGCGCAACCCCUGGUGCAUCUGCGGGGAGGUUCGAAUAUCGGUGAGGGUAGAGUGGAAGUACUAAAGAACGGAGUUUGGGGAACAGUGUGUGAUGAUAAUUGGAACCUAAAGGCUGCAACUGUAGUGUGUCGAGAGCUGGGCUACGGGAGCGCUAAAGAGGCUCUCACUGGAGCAAAGUUAGGCCAAGGAAUGGGUCCGGUCCACAUGAAUGAGGUUGAGUGCUCUGGUUUCGAGAAAUCUCUUACUGACUGCUACUUCAAUAAUGAUGCACUAAGCUGCAGCCAUGAGGAGGACGUUGCUGUACGCUGCAAUGUUCCUUCCAUGGGUUUCCAGAAGAGGAUUCGUCUAAGUGGAGGAAGACACCCCAGUGAGGGACGUGUCGAGGUUCUUGCUGAGAAGAAUGGUUCACUGGUUUGGGGAACCAUUUGUAGUGAAAACUGGGGGAUAAUAGAGGCAAUGGUGGCCUGCAGACAGUUGGGAUUAGGCUUUGCCAGUCAUGCAUUUCAGGAGACAUGGUACUGGGCUGGAGAUGCCAGUGUGGAUAAUGUGGUGAUGAGUGGGGUCAGAUGCUCAGGCUCUGAGAUGAGUCUCGCACAGUGUCUCCAUCACGGCAAAUACCUCAACUGUCCUAAAGGAGGCGGACGCUUUGCCGCUGGAGUCUCAUGCUCAGAAACGGCCCCUGACCUGGUGCUGAACGCUGAGCUGGUAGAACAGACAACCUAUCUGGAAGACCGGCCCAUGUAUGCUCUGCAGUGUGCUCUCGAGGAGCAUUGCUUGUCCAGCACUGCAAGAAAAGAUGACCACAGCUCGUAUCGCCGCCUGCUCCGUUUCUCCUCCCAGAUCCACAACGUCGGCCAAUCCGACUUCAGACCCAAAAUGGGAUACCAAGCCUGGACCUGGCACGAAUGUCACAGGCAUUAUCACAGCAUAGAGGUUUUCACACAUUAUGACCUGUUGAGUCUUAACGGCACCAAAGUGGCGGAGGGUCACAAGGCCAGUUUCUGUCUGGAGGACACUCAGUGUGAUGAGGGUAUUCAGAAACAAUAUCUUUGUGCCAAUUUUGGUGAGCAGGGCAUCACUGUUGGCUGCUGGGACACUUACAGACAUGACAUUGAUUGUCAGUGGAUCGAUAUCACAGAUGUGAAACCAGGAGACUACAUAUUCCAGGUUAUAAUCAAUCCAAACUAUGACAUAGCUGAAUCAGAUUACACCAACAACAUCUUGAGGUGCAAAUGUCGCUAUGAUGGAUACAGGAUAUGGACGUACAACUGUCAUACAGGUGGCUCGCGGAGUUCAGACAUGGAUGAAUACCCUGGAAUGAGCAACCAGUUGUUCCACAGGUAGAGGAAACUGUCAAGAAAGACAAAGGCUCUCGGUGGCGAAUGCUGCAAGCUGUCACUCAGACUUUUACAUUUGAUAGACCACUAGAGAGACUCACAACUGUGCUGGGAGCAAGACAUCCAGCACUUUAAGUGCAGACACUGACCUCUGCCAUUUUUACAGACCUCCAAGUGUAGAUUCACCCUUUAGGUUGAAAGGCAGAUCAUGUUUUUGCAUGAUUCCUACUACAGUAUAUCACGCUUGCUUUGAACAGAAAGUAUGUCACUGAUUGCAUUUGUUGCUUAGUCUUUGCAAACUGAUGCCAUGAAGUAUUGUUUAACCUGUCAUGCGAAUUGGGAUCAACAUCAAUGCUUCAAUUCUUCCAGAUGCUUUUUCUCUAUUGUAAUAUAACUUUAAGGGAUAGUUCACCUCAAAAUGAAAACUUUCAUUCACUCUCCCUCAACACGUAUUCUGGGAAACACAAAACGCAGCGUUAAAGUCAUACAGGUUUUGAACAACCCAUGAGUAAUUUAUAAAAUUUUUAGGUGAACCAUCCCUUUAAAAUAUUGCAGUUUCAUUAAAUCCAUCUUUAACUUCUCAUGUAUACAAUUACUUGCAGCUAUUUUACACUUAUGUGGUUAUUCAUCAAGCAUGUCAAGUAAUUUAUUACUGUAUGUUCAGUCAGGGAUUGUCUUGUCAACGUCAAAUGUAUGCAAUGUGAAACUGUAAUUUGUUGCUAAUUUUUUUAAAAAGCUCCCUCCGUUUUAUGAGGGUAACUAUGACCAGUUAGUUGUUUUUAAGGUAUAGUGUGUAUAUGACUGAAUGAAACAAUCUACAUUGUGAAACCAUUGCAUUGUUUUCUAUAGCAAAAGAAUGGACUAAACAAUUAAUAUGUUGCAUGGAGACAUUUUUUUAAUGUUUUAAAUUUUGUGAACAAUAAGAAACGAUUUCAUAAGUGACAGCAAUAAAACAAAACACACAUAAAAAUGCAAUAAUAAAAAACAACAGGUUAAGGUAUCAAACAAUUUUAC